This is a messenger RNA of Penicillium roqueforti, 768 nucleotides long. RefSeq lists its product as uncharacterized. NCBI's taxonomy places the organism in Eukaryota, Fungi, Ascomycota, Eurotiomycetes, Eurotiales, Aspergillaceae. Bases 1 to 768 code for a protein of 255 amino acids. The transcript is spliced from 2 exons. The record is from RefSeq and is a predicted model, not a curated record.
AUGGCUGAUUACGUCGCCGAUCGACCUCUUCAAGAAACCUCCUCAUGGCCCCUUUAUCACGUAUCGGAAUCUCUCGAGGAGCACGGAAUCAGACACUGUAUCACCGGCGAUGCUAUUAUUGGGAUUCUCGGCUAUCCCUUAGUCAUUUGCGAAUUUUAUCUUGCGGUUGCAGACGAGCAACUUGAAGAUGCCCGCUCUGUCGUUCUUCAGCAAGGAUUCCAAGCAUCCCCAGUCCGCGAUAUAUAUGUGGAUAAGGAUGCUAGGGUUUCCCCUCUAGGCUGGCCAGGAUACAGACUAGUGAUGCCUUGCGCAUCCGUCUUCCCGGGGGUUAUGCUUGUUCCCGCGAGCUUCUGGCAUAUGGAUCUCUCAGAAUCGAGUCUAUCGACGAACACAUUCCUACAUGAUUCUACACGAUGCCGAUUUCCAAAGCGGCUAUUUUAUUUGGAUGCUCUGAUCGAUGUUAUUGUCGAAAACGCAUUGAACCCGGGCGGCAACCAACGCAUAUCGAGGUAUUUUAAAAUGCAGUAUCACUAUCUAGUCGGCUGCAUCCCUCCGGAUAUUCUUCUCAGUCUGCCGCCGGAGGACAAAUUCUUUGUGGACUUAUAUGGUAAACCGCUUCCACCAAAAACCCGGAAAAGAGUCUCCUUAAAUCGGCAGCGGAUUCGACAGGGUCUGAUGAAUGUUGAAGAAGCAUGGAAGUCAAUCCCCAAAAAAGCUCUACGGUUUGAAGAGAUAGAGAUAAACCGUAAAGCUCUGAAUUCGCGGUAA